Messenger RNA from Cydia splendana, 3808 nucleotides. RefSeq names its product kelch-like protein 10. The record is from RefSeq and is a predicted model, not a curated record. Gene Ontology annotation, molecular function: protein binding. Lineage: Eukaryota; Metazoa; Arthropoda; Insecta; Lepidoptera; Tortricidae. Bases 76 to 2028 code for a protein of 650 amino acids. The transcript has 7 exons.
GCUGCAUACUGACAGAAAAUACUCAAAAUUUGAAAUAUUAGCGCUGGAAAAAACAAAUGAAAAGAACCUGCCGUGAUGUCUGUCACCGCGACAGAUAAACAAGUUUCGACCGCCGUAUUUUCAAAAGGGAUGGAAUUUCAUUCGAAACAUCGAAAAUUAUUCAAAACUAAAAAUUCUGUUCGUACUCCUGCAGCCCCAAAGCCACGACUAAGCAAGAAGAAGGUAGUUCUACGGAAGCGGAAAUGCGUGUGUUUGCCAGAAAAUUAUUCAGUAGUAGAGUUCCCUGCAAUUUGGAAUGAGCUGCGCCAGAAUGGGCAGCUGUGCGACGGCACCAUCAUGUGCCGGGACCUUAAAUCAAUACGCGUGCACCGAGCCAUUCUGUCAGCCGUUAGUCCCUACUUCAAAGCGUUAUUUAUAAAUUCCCUUAAGAAGGGAGAGCAAGAAGAAACGGAAAUUUUCGUAGACGUUCCUAGCAUUUACAUGUCUCUAAUACUAGACUACGCCUACACAGGGACUUGUGCAGUAACUGUAGAAAAUGUGGAGCACUUACUCCCAUAUGCAGAUCAAUUUGACGUCGUCGGAGUUAUUCAGCUAUGCUGCCAGUUCCUGUUGCAUGAGUUGAGACCUCACAACUGCCUAGGGAUAUUCAAAUUCGCUAAGUAUUACUUCUGCGGUGAAUUAGAGAAGAAAGGGAAGUUGUAUAUAAGGCAGAACUUUAAUAGAGUACUUAAGGAGUGCAAUGAAUUUAAGUCGCUUUCGUUCGAAGAGUUAGAGGACAUAUUGAGGGACGACGAGUUGAAUGUUCGAAACGAGGAGAUCGUGUUCCAAGCGGUGAAGACAUGGGUGGAGCACGAUUUGGAGAAUAGACGAAAGCACAUUCCGUCGUUACUGUCUUGUAUUAGAUUUGGUCAUAUAAGCUAUAAUUACUUUAAAUCGAAAAUAUUGCAGUGGCAGCCAGUUAUUGACGAUGAUAAAUGUCAAGAGUCGCUGUACCCCGCCGUGGUGUUUCUCACCGUGUUGGACUCCCGACCGGGGACCGAAGCAGACCUAAACGACCCGUUGGCGAGACCUCGCAUCCCGUAUGAGGUCCUAUUUGCCGUGGGAGGUUGGAGCGCCGGAAGUCCUACGAGUUUUGUGGAGACUUACGAUACGAGGGCUGACCGCUGGUUCCUCUCAAUCCACAUGGACCUCACACCGCGCGCGUACCACGGGCUCUGCACGCUCAACAACCUGAUCUACAUGAUCGGCGGAUUCGAUGGCAGCGACCAUUUCAACACGGUCCGGUGUUACGACCCCGUGGCCAAUACGUGGCAUGAGCGGGCCUGCAUGUAUCAGGCGAGGUGUUACGUCAGCGUGGUGGCGCAUGAUGGCCUUAUCUACGCCCUCGGGGGCUACAACGGGCGCACUCGCAUGGCGUCCGUGGAGCGCUACUACCCCGACAAGAACCAGUGGGAGAUGACCACCCCCAUGAACAAGCAGCGGUCGGACGCCAGCGCCGCCUCUCUUGGCGGUAAGAUCUACAUAGUAGGCGGUUUCAACGGGCAAGAAGUCCUCAGUUCAGCCGAGAUGUUUGACCCGGACACCCGACAAUGGACCCUUAUACGGCCCAUGCUGAGUCCCCGCUCCGGCGUCAGUCUUAUCGCGUACCGGGACUGUCUAUAUGCCCUGGGAGGAUUUAAUGGCUACAGCAGACUAAAUACGGUGGAACGCCUGAACCCACACCCCGGCAGCGACUGGCUGAUUGACUGGCAGGAGGUGACAGAGAUGUUCAGCGCGAGGAGCAACUUCGCUACGGUUCUACUAGACGAUAUGAUCUUCGUCAUCGGUGGAUUUAAUGGUUCAACCACCAUCCCCCACGUGGAAUGCUACGACGGCGACACCCACGAGUGGUACGACGCGGCUCCCAUGAACCUCAAUCGCUCUGCUUUAAGUGCCUGUGUGAUAGCCGGCCUGCCUAACGCCCGAUCUUUCUCUUACCUGGCUAAAGCUGUGCCAGCGGCAGGGGCGGACCAGGCACACCAUUCUUAAACCGCAAUACCAAUUGGCGUCUGAAGUCAUAUUCAUAUCUCUUUCAUGUUUGUUCAGAUCCAUCGCUAUUGAGAGGGAUGGCAGUAUAAGUUCAGUCGCCACUUGGUACUGCAUAUAGCAAGGACAUCAACCUUCCCGAACCAUUUAGGUUUUAGAUGACAGGGUGUCCUGGAAAAUUGUCUGGAGCUUGAGGUAAAUAAAUAUACAUACAUGGUGGCGAAAAAAUAAGUGCAUUCCCGUUGCCAGGGAGGUUUUGCGAUUAUACUGAGCAACUUUUACGAUGGGACCAACCCCGAGAUCGCGAAAAAUAUAGAAAAUGGACCAGCUAAAAUGUAUAACUAUAUGAAACAGCCAAAUUCUUUUUUCGCGAUUUCGGAGUUGGUCCCAUAGUAAAAGCUCAGUAUAAUCCCAAAACCUCUCUGGCAACGGGAAUGCACUUAUUUUUUGGCCACCCUGUAUGGGGACGUCAUCUUGAUAUUGCAGAACUGCUUUCGCUAUCAUAAUAAUUCGACUAAUAUCGAGCAAGUAGGUUAACCGAUCUGUCAUCGAAGAGUUUUUAGAGACCGACAAAAACUUAGAAAAUAGUAUCAGCUAAAAAUGUCCAAAGCAUUGGUUUUGUGAUUGGUUCUCAAUGAGGGAAGGUUGGUGGAAUGUGGAUAGUUCCUACAUUCUGGUUUUCUAGUUUUAACGAUCAUUUACAACUCAUAUAACCGUCGUGUGAUAAGAAUGGCUUUAUGCCGAUAAAUACUGGCUGUUAUGUGGUUUAUAACUGAUAAACGUAAAUUUAAAAUGGAAGGACGAUUGGAGGGGUUUUGGAGGAAAUUUGUCUGUUAAGGGAUUGCACGAAAGCGGCUUAGUAUUGUAAUGUACCUGAUGUCUGUGAUAUUCAUAUUUUGAUUGUCUGGUCAGCGGGGUAAGAAUAGGGAACAUGUAAGAUUUCCUCAAGGCUCCAUACUUACUUGAAUAGGUGCAAUUAUGUACCUAUUUCUCUUAUCCUGAAGAAAUAAAAGUACCUUAUUCUUACUUCAUUGACUAAGUGUUUUGUGUAAGUUCUAUUGUUGUAUCAUAAAUCAUGUUAAUGUGGUAGUAUAAUAAUGUUAUUGUACCUAUUGUACAGAUCAGAAUCGCUUCUUUGUAUUUUAUUGUUUUUAAUAACGUGGAAAUCGAGGUCUAUUUUAGAGAUCUUUUAAAAAAAUCAUUGUAAAUUUUCCAGUUUUCUAGUGCGUGUUAUUUGUGACACAUUUUAUUUGGUAUUUUUGUAUAGUUCGCGUCCAUCGCUCAAAUCACUGGUCGCGUUUUCGAUGUAUGUAUUAUGGUUGGCCGUCGGUGGCCUGGGUGUGACUAAUUGUGGUGGUCUCUAGGCGCGGAAUCCUUAACAUCACCUGAAUUAUGUUCUUAUUGAAUCUCUAGAUUUAACCAUAUAAAGGUGCAUCCGCACCGCUGUUAACUUCUAUAGAGUAUGGAGCAACACUGUGCAACAGUACCUAAGUGACUAGGUAAGUAACCUACCUAAUGAGUAAUGUGUUACCAUGUUGCCCCACAAAAGUUUACUGCGGUGUGGUUGCACCUAUAAAGAUUGACAGUGAGGUCAAAAAGUUUAACAUAUGUAACAAGGCAUAUUAUGGAACACCUUGUAUGACCGUCAAGAGACCUACCUGUGGUAGUACAAAUGCAGAAUAAAAUUAUAAAAAAUGAAAAAUUAUUUCUAGUAUUUAAUAAAAAUUUACUGUACCCGACUGAAAGAUGAUAAAUUGACAAAUAAAGAAAAACAUUACAGGUA